AUGUGGACGCUGCAUGGCCGGUGCAAGGAUUUCAUUGCUUAUGUUUGGAAUACCAAAGUUACUGGUUGUCCCAUGUUUGUCCUAAACAAAAAGUUGCAUAUUCUAAACACAAGCCUCAAAUCUUGGAACAAAAACGUGUUCGGAGAUGUGCAUAAUUUGGUCCACCAAUCCUCCAAUAAUCUUAAGCUCAUCCAAGAAUCUAUUAAUGAUUAUGGCCCUACUGAUUCUCUUCGGGUUCAAGAGUCUUUGGCGCAGAACGACUUGGAAAUGGCCCUGGCCAAAGAGGAGUUGUUUUAG
Vicia faba (fava bean) is the source of this 297-nucleotide messenger RNA. NCBI's taxonomy places the organism in Eukaryota, Viridiplantae, Streptophyta, Magnoliopsida, Fabales, Fabaceae. The record is from the annotation of a GenBank genome assembly.